Molecule: messenger RNA, 3667 nt
Organism: Sorghum bicolor (sorghum)
Lineage: Eukaryota; Viridiplantae; Streptophyta; Magnoliopsida; Poales; Poaceae
Product: pentatricopeptide repeat-containing protein At4g33170
Exons: 5
Coding region: 207-2843 (878 amino acids)
Biological process (GO): RNA modification
Molecular function (GO): protein binding; RNA binding
Source: RefSeq, a predicted model, not a curated record
ACAGAUAAGCAACGAGUUUGUUCGGAAGAUACGAAUCCGUGCCUGCAAGUUGCCACAAAUCUGACUGCAAGAUUGGGCCCUCAUUUCCAAGCUCCAAGCCUCGCCGCCGCCGCCGCCGCCGCGGGCGACUAUGCCAUUGUCGACCCCGCUCUCACUCUCCUCCGCCGCCGUCGCUCGUCUCCGGCGACCCGCGAAUUACCUUGCUCAUGUUAAGGUCUCUCUCUUUCCUCCUACUCCACUCAUCGCUCCACUCCAGGCAGAGCCCAUCUAGACUCCUCUCUUCUGCCGCCUCCUCCCGUGGUACCCUAGGCGGCCGCGCGCAUGGAACCGUCUCUGCCGUACUGGAGAUCGUCGGCCCCAUCGAGCUUCUGUUCCCGGCCUUCGAGGCGCGCCUCUAUGUGCGCCUCGUGCGGCGCUGCGCGCGCGGCGCGCUCGCCGCGGGCGCCGCCGCUGCCCACGCGCACAUCGUCAAACGAGGAUUUGCGUGCGACAUGCUCGUAUCCAACGUCCUGCUGGAUUCUUACGCCAAAGGAGGCUCUCUUGCGGCCGGACGCCAGCUGUUCGACGAAAUGCCACACAGGGACGUCGUGUCCUGGUGUACCGUCAUUUCCGCGCACGUUAGCCGCGGGAUCUUCGUCGAGGCCAUCGGAUUAUUUAAGGACUUAUUGUCCUCUGAUCAGGUGAAGCCAAAUCAGUUUGUCAUCUCAUCCGUACUGAACGCCUGUGCCAGGUUGGGUGUCAUGGAGCUUGGGCUCAUGGUGCAUGCAUUGGUGGUCAAGUGUGGCUUGGGUGUCGAUAGGUUUGUAGAAGUUGGAUUAGUGGACAUGUAUGCGAAAUGUGGCAACACGGGUGAUGCUUUUAGGCUGUUCAAUGAGAUUCCGAUGAAGGGCUCUGUUGCUUGGAAUGCAAUGAUUUAUGGUUUUGUCGAGAAUGGUUGUUUAGUGGAGGCUGCUGAGCUUUUCCGGGAUAUGCAUAAAAUUGGCAUGUCAAUGGAUGUGGUGACCUUGAGGGUAGUAGCUGGUGUUGCUGCUGUUCUUGGAUCAUUUGAUCUUUCUAGGAACAUUCAUGUUUAUGCUCUUAAAGUGGGCUUGGGAGUAGACUGUUUUGUUGUGUCUGAACUCAUCAAGUCAGCCGGGAUGGUAGGUGAAACUCAGUAUAUUGGAAAGCUUGUUGCUGCAGUUAGAAAGCGUGACGGAUCUUUGUAUUCUUUGGCUAUUUCAAGCUAUCACUCAAAUGGUUGUCAGGAUGAAGCAGUGAAACUUGCAGAAAGGUUUCUUUCUUCAGGUCUCAGCUUAAGGGAAGGAGACAUGGUUACAGUGGUAGGCAUAUGUCAAAUAGAAGAGGAGGUUCGACAAAUGCAUGCUUUUACUCUGAAAACCGGAGGCUUCUGUUAUACUAACGUAUGCAAUGCCCUUAUGUCAGUAUAUUCUGAACUUGGAUCACUGAUGUGUGCGGAAUCAAUCUUCAAAACUAUGCAAUCACCAGAUGUUGUAUCAUGGUCUGGAGUGAUGGCAGGUUGUGUCAAGAACCUCCAAUUUGAAAGAGCGUGCAGUUACUUUAGGCAGUUAAGCAACACUGGAGCACCGCUAGAUCAGCAUUGUGUUGUUACUGUCAUAAAUGCAUGUACUGGUCUUCAGGACUUGGAUAAGGGAAGGCAGAUACACUCGUUUGCUCUUAAACUUGGGCUACUGCUUGCUGAUUUCAUCAGUGCAUCCCUAGUAAACAUGUAUGCAAAGUGCCAUUGCAUUGAGGGUGCUGCUGAGUUAUUCACCCAUGCAUUGUUUCCACGGAAUUUAGUUGUAACUAAUGCCAUGCUCUCUGGAUAUUGCUGGAAUUUCCUGCCAGAUAAAGCUCUGCUGCUAUUUUGCAGGGAAUAUCAGUUUGGUCUGUGUCCUGAUCGAUUCACUUUCUCAACUAUUCUUGGUGCAUGUUCUGAUAUAAGAGCAAAGCAGGCUGGCGAGCAGAUCCAUGGCUACCUUGUAAAGAUUGGUUCUGAAAAUCUGGAUGUCAUUGUUGGAAAUGCUAUCAUAGACCUUUAUGUCAAGUGUGGAUGCAUUUCUAGUGCCUGUAGAUUCUUUCAUAGCAUGAAGAGUAGGAACAUCAAUUCAUAUGCCAUGUUAAUGUUGGGUUAUAUUCAGAACAGAUGCAGUGAUGAAGCUCUUCAUCUUUUCUCUAAGAUGCAGCACAGUGGACUGCGUGCAAACCGUGUCACCUUUGCAAGAAUCUUACGGGGAUGUCGCGAUCUUUGUGCUAUUGAUUUAGGAAGACAACUGCAUGCUUCCAUCAUAAAGAUGGGUCUGCUUUCUGAUGUAUAUGUCACAAAUGCACUUGUGGGAAUGUACAAAGCAACUGACAUUCAGACUGAAUCAAGAAGAAACUCUGAAGAAACGUUGACAGGAAAUGUUUCAGAACAGGAUACCACAGAUAGUUUCAGUUCAGAACAAAGCUAUGUGAGCAGCACUCUUGAAGAACUUGGACUGUUCACAUUGGAUGAAGAGAAUGACCAUGUAACUUCUGCCAAUGCGUGGAAGAUCUACACUGGUGCUGCUUCUCAAUUCUAUGGAACUCCACUUCCCAUUCAUGUGGUUGGACAUGAAUUUGGAAUCAAUAACAACAAUGGGAAUAAGCUUUCGCUAAAUUACAAGGAUUCCAGCUACAAGGGAAAUAUAAAUGGAUCUGUUAAGUUAUAUAACUUGUUGCAAGAGGACAGCACCAAAUCUGAUCACUUUGUCGUCAUUAUUUUUGUUGAUAGUAGGAAUUUAAAGAUGAGGGAUGCAAGAUUUGUUAAUGUGGAACCGCUGAAACGAUAUGGUGAUCUCCCAGCACUUGGGUUUCCUCCUUGACAAACUAUAGUGCGGUAUCAGAAUUAUGAAGUGGACAUGUUAUUCUUCAUUCGGCAAAACUGAACUGCCAUGUUAACCUAUUGGCAUGCAUGGACAACCAACUAUGACCAUAGAUCAGAGUCCAUGCAUCAGCAACUUCUCAGAUCGACUCAAGUGUUAUGAGGCUCACAUGGUGCUGGAUGGCUCAAUUGCAUGGAAAAAUAGAUCAGAACAAUAAUCAAUUGGAUACACGUUACUCAAACCUUUUGAAGUGGGUGAAAUUUGGAUAGGAAAAAUCAGCUUCAGCUUCGAACAUUGAUAUUAUGCAGGCUAGCAAUUUUUAACCAGUUAAACCAGUCAGGUAGAAGUGAGAGCAGUAACUAACGAUGUGCUUCAGUCUACGGUGGAGGAGAGCAGGGCUGCUACGUUGGCUGUGGAGGUGAGCUGGGAGAUGCUUGACAAGUCAUGAUUCUUCGUCCUAGGCUCAGCACUCUUCUCGUAUGUGUUCAUGGUGCCCAGUGGUCUGGCCUUGGUGGUGAAGAAACAACUGGAGGUACUGGCAUCGACCUUUCGUGAAAUGAAUAUUACAGAAGGAGCAACAUUGAACUUCAAUGGCCUGGAAGAAGAAUAGAAGACACCCACAGCACCACUCGGUGAAAUAGCACUACUAUUGAACUGCACGUGUCUGAAUCAAGAAACUUCGAGGCUUUUUUGCUUUUACAUGGCCUUGUUUAGUUCUCAAAAAAAUUUGCAAAAUUUUUCAGAUUUCCCGUCACAUCGAAUCUUAUGGUACAUGCAUGGAGCAUUAUUAAUAGAUAAAAAAUAACUAAUUAUACAGUUUAUUU